Messenger RNA from Aureobasidium pullulans EXF-150, 1314 nucleotides. RefSeq names its product Clavaminate synthase-like protein. The coding region runs from base 1 to 1314 and encodes 437 amino acids. The record is from RefSeq and is a predicted model, not a curated record. The transcript has a single exon. NCBI's taxonomy places the organism in Eukaryota, Fungi, Ascomycota, Dothideomycetes, Dothideales, Saccotheciaceae. Gene Ontology annotation, molecular function: 2-oxoglutarate-dependent dioxygenase activity.
AUGUCAAACCCAGACACCUUAUCUCUGGCUGGAGACAUAAGAGCUGCCCUGACCCCUCUGUCUCCAAAAGAUCCUAUACAUGAAUGUGGUUCUGCUCCAUUGCGUAUCAUUCAACAGCGCCCUGACGACGUGCUAGCCCUGGCACAUGAAAAACUCCAUACCUGGAAGUUUGAGCAUGUCUCUAUCUGUUGGAGACGUCUGUACGAGGAAGCGAGUCUAUGGCAGGCUGUCAAUAUUCUCAAGGAUCAUGGCGCGCGUGGUCAAAAACGCAAACGCGACUCCUCACCACCACCUGAUCAAGACUGGAUUACUCGCAUCGUCUAUGUCCUUGACAUGGCGGUGAUCCUGACAGGUGCUCCGUUACGUCGUCAACUCAUACUAAGUACUUUCGAUGCUUUACAACCUUUCCUUGAUUCAGAUGAACACAAAGGCAUUUCCAGCUCCUUUCCUACCACCCCAACCACCGAACUACAGAAUGACACCUUCGCUCGUGUAGAGAAGCUUGACUUUCUACAGUUCCAGCAGCACCUCGACACGAAAGCUACACCAAUCAUAAUCAGCGGUGUUAUUGAAAACUGGCCUGCAAUAGCAAAUCCCAAUCGACGAUGGAAUGAUCCAUCAUACUUGCUCAAAGCUACCCUUGGAGGUCGUCGACUGGUGCCGGUAGAGUUGGGUAGAAGUUAUACAGAUGAAGAUUGGUCUCAGCGAAUCAUGACGUUUGCCGAGUACAUGAAAAAUUAUCUUCUACAGCCAAAACAAGAAAAGACUGGCUACCUCGCUCAGCACGAUCUUUUCGCUCAAAUCCCAAGCUUGAGCGCUGAUACAAAUACACCAGACUAUUGCUAUACAACUCCUCCACCACCUAGAACUCUCUCUUCUACAGUCGAGGUCGAAAUUUUGGAAGAGCCAUUGCGUAACGCUUGGCUAGGUCCUGCAGGCACUAUCAGUCCGUUGCACACGGAUCCUUAUCACAACAUCCUAUGUCAGGUUGUAGGUCACAAAUACGUUCGUCUCUAUGCGUCAUCAGAGACACCAAAUCUGUACCCACGCGGCAUUGAUGAAACUGGGGUUAAUAUGGAGAACACGUCACACGUCGACAUAUCGCUUGCAAAGACAUUGUAUACGCCUGAUCAACAAAGCCAAGCAGAUGAAGAAAAAAGAAAGGAAUUCGAAGUGCAAUUCCCCCUGUUCAAAGGCGCAAGAUGUAUAGAAGGUGUUCUGGGACCAGGAGAGUGUUUGUACAUCCCUGUAGGAUGGUGGCAUUAUGUGGAAAGUCUUAGCACUAGCUUCAGCAUGAGCUUUUGGUGGAAUUGA